GGGAAAAGUCACGUGGCAGCCGGAAAGCGUGGCGGCUGCAAGAGCCUUUCCCUUCACCACCCCUGACCCCGGAGCUGUGGCAACAACAAUGACGUAUUUCCGUUUCCACUCUCUCUCUCUUCCUCUUCCGGUCCUCGAGGACGGCGUGCUGGUGUGGUAUUCAUCUCUAGCCCUAGUUGUGGAACGCGACCGUAGACAUGGCUAUGUUUGAGCAGAUGAGAGCGAACGUGGGCAAGUUACUCAAGGGUAUCGACAGGUACAAUCCUGAAAACCUGGCCACCUUGGAGCGCUACGUGGAAACACAGGCCAAGGAGAAUGCCUAUGAUCUGGAAGCCAACCUGGCUGUUUUGAAGCUGUACCAGUUCAACCCAGCCUUCUUUCAGACCACGGUCACUGCCCAGAUCCUGCUGAAGGCCCUCACCAACCUGCCCCACACUGACUUUACCCUGUGCAAGUGCAUGAUUGACCAGGCACAUCAAGAAGAGCGGCCGAUCCGACAGAUUUUGUACCUUGGGGAUCUGUUGGAGACCUGCCACUUCCAGGCCUUCUGGCAAGCCUUGGAUGAAAACAUGGACCUCUUGGAAGGGAUAACUGGCUUUGAAGACUCUGUCCGAAAAUUUAUCUGCCAUGUCGUGGGCAUUACCUACCAGCACAUUGACCGCUGGUUGCUGGCAGAGAUGCUCGGGGAUCUGACAGACAGCCAGCUGAAAGUGUGGAUGAGCAAGUACGGCUGGAGUGCCGACGAGUCGGGGCAGAUCUUCGUCUGCAGCCAGGAGGAGAGCAUCAAGCCCAAGAACAUCGUGGAGAAGAUUGACUUUGACAGUGAGUGCUGGCCGAGGUCUCGGGCUGUGGGCCUCUCAGCGGGGGCCCCGAGGACCUGGCUAGAUCUGUUCUUGUUCAGGGCUGGGAAGUUGGCAUCUGCCAGACUCCGCUGACCCUGUCUCGGGACCUGCUUAAGGAGGAAGGUGGGGAGCUGAUGUUCCUCUCUGGAGCUUCCAGGCCCUAUGUCCUG
This is a messenger RNA of Carlito syrichta (Philippine tarsier), 1012 nucleotides long. RefSeq names its product eukaryotic translation initiation factor 3 subunit K (gene EIF3K). The record is from RefSeq and is a predicted model, not a curated record. Gene Ontology annotation, cellular component: cytoplasm; eukaryotic translation initiation factor 3 complex. The transcript has 7 exons. Bases 198 to 935 code for a protein of 245 amino acids. Gene Ontology annotation, molecular function: ribosome binding; translation initiation factor activity. Gene Ontology annotation, biological process: regulation of translational initiation. Lineage: Eukaryota; Metazoa; Chordata; Mammalia; Primates; Tarsiidae.